AUGGCAUGUCGCCAUAUGGGAAAGUGCCAGUGGCUAUUAGAAGGUCACAAGAUAGAUCAUGUGAGAACACUCAGGGUAUGUAGGGUCGCGAGUGAACCAAUUGCAUUUGAUGUUGAUGAAUGGUGGCGUUUAGACACCUUAGGCAUCGCCCCAUCCGAGCAAUACACUGUCCGCGAAGCGGAAGCUAUGCGAAAGGUUUCGCAGAGUGUAACGAAGAAGCCUGAAGGAUAUCAGGUUAGCUUGCCGUUCCGUUCAGAAGGUAGGCCAGAAACCAACUUUAGAAAUGCUGUAGCACAGCUGGAUUCGUUGCAAACCAAAUUUCAGAAAGACAAGGAAUACUAUGAUCAAUAUCAGGGAGUGAUCGACAAAUACCUCGAGGCAGGAUUUAUAUAUGAAGUAAAAGAUCCAAAAAUAGAGGGAUACUACAUGCCGCAUUUCGGCAUUAAAAAGGAUAGCUGCACAACCCCCCUUAGAAUCGUAUUCAAUGCCUCAUCCAAAGCUAAGAAUAAUAAAUCAUUAAAUGAAUGCCUUUUACCUGGGCCUAAUUUGGUAGUUGGCCUAUAA
Macrobrachium nipponense is the source of this 564-nucleotide messenger RNA. RefSeq lists its product as uncharacterized. The record is from RefSeq and is a predicted model, not a curated record. The transcript has a single exon. NCBI's taxonomy places the organism in Eukaryota, Metazoa, Arthropoda, Malacostraca, Decapoda, Palaemonidae. Bases 1 to 564 code for a protein of 187 amino acids.